Messenger RNA from Lethenteron reissneri (Far Eastern brook lamprey), 2761 nucleotides. RefSeq names its product keratin, type II cytoskeletal 8-like. Gene Ontology annotation, biological process: intermediate filament organization; keratinization. Lineage: Eukaryota; Metazoa; Chordata; Hyperoartia; Petromyzontiformes; Petromyzontidae. The record is from RefSeq and is a predicted model, not a curated record. Gene Ontology annotation, cellular component: keratin filament. Gene Ontology annotation, molecular function: structural constituent of skin epidermis.
UGGCUCCAAGCGACUCGAGGCAAGCCACCACCACGCUCCCCUCCCACCGCGCAUCACCGCACAGCCCACGAGAGAGAGAGAAGAGCGCAGAUAGACUUUGUGCAACGCAGUUCGCUCAGAGGUCCUAAACCACCGCUGCCACGUUCACGCUCCGGGUGUAGCGGAAGACUCGAUCGUCGAAGGGUUGACAUUUGGAGAAACGCAGGAAGCCACCAGCAGCGAGAUGUCCCUCCGCAACCGUGGCUUUAGCAGCAAGUCGGUGGUGACCGGGGGUAGUCUGAAAGGCGCUCGCUCGUCCAUUCGUUACGAUGGCCGUGCAUCCCGCUCGUCCGCGGGGGUCCUGUUCACGGGAGCCCCCCCUCCCGAGAUCGAUCGCUCCGUGCAGGACGUGAGGAGCCAGGAGAAGGAUCAGAUCAGGGGCCUCAACGACCGCUUCGCCAACUUCAUCGACAAGGUUCGCUCCCUGGAGCAGCAGCGCUCGGUGCUGGAGGCUCAGUGGAAGGUGCUGCAGGCGAAGGGCGACGACAAGUCGAACCUGGAGGAUAUCUACCAGGAGUACAUCCGCGGGCUCAGGCGCCAGCUCGAGGUGCUGCAGGAGAACAAGGAGCACCUGCAGUCGGACGUGGGGCACAUGCAGGGCGUGGUGGAGGAGUUCAAGAACAAGUACGAGACGGAGCUGAACAACCGCAAUCACGCCGAGAACGAGUUCGUCCUCAUCAAGAAGGAUUUCGACGACGCCCACCUCAACAAGGUGGAGCUGGAAGCUCGGCUGGAGGGGCUGACCGACGAGAUCGACUUCCUGCGGAGGAUCUACGAAGAGGAGCUGCGCGAGCUGCAUGCGCAGAUGAACAACAUCUCGCUGACGGUGGAGGUCGACACGAACCGCCACUUCAACAUGGACGACAUUGUGGCGAGCGUCCGCUCCCAGUACGAGGCCUUGGCCCAGCAGAGCCGGCAAGAGGCUGAGGACUUCUACAAGGUCAAGUUUGAGGACAUCAACGCGUCCGCAGACAAAUCCAACGAGGACAUCCGCAACGCCAAGCAGGAGCUGAACGAUUUGUUGCGAACCAUCAAGAGCCUCACGAGCGAGGUCCAGAGGCUGAAGCAACAGCGCGGGCAAGCGGAGCGCGCGGUGGCCGAGGCGGAAGAUCUCGGCGAGCAGGCGGUGAAGGACGCCAAGCAGAGGAUCGCCGACCUGGAGCAGGAGCUGGCCGACAGCCGCCGCCAAAUGGCGCAGCACGUGCGCGACUACCAGGAGCUGAUGAACGUGAAGCUGGCGCUCGACAUCGAGAUCGCGACCUACGGCAAGCUGCUGGAGGGCGAGGAGGACCGGCUGUCGUCCCUUGCUGGGGCCAGAGGGAGGAACUCCAGGAACUACAGCUACAACUUUGGGGAUGACGACCUGACUUCCCACUAUGAGAGCGCCGUUCCCAGGUCAUCGUCCAAGACGGUCAUCAUCAAGUCGAUCGAGACGCAGGACGGCAGCGUCGUGUCGGAGACGACCGAAGUCCGAAAUUAAACCCGGGCAUCGUGUUCCACGCCUGCCAACCUGGCUCCAGCCCCCACCCCACCGCCCCCCCCCCCCCCCCCCCCGCUGUGCGAUGUCGCGAUGCCAUCCCUAGUGGGCACCUCCCGAGGCGGGAAUGAAGCCGCGUUGGCGGACGCGGAGACGACGUGGAUUGGAAUGCAAGAGUGCAGGUCGCAUAGCUGGAAGGUUUAAAAAAAAAGAAUACAAAUAUAACGUUUUGGAAAAAAAAUAUGCAGUGUGAAAUAUUUGGCUGUGGGUGGAGGGGGUGUGGUGCUAUUUGCUUUUGAAGUCCAGUUUGUAUCCUUUCGCCGUGUCUCUGCAUUAGGUCCCCUUUCCUCGCGCCACUGACGCUCGCACCAAAACCACGGUUUGAUACGUACGGUGCAAAGGAAGUUCAACAUGCACACAUCUCUUUAAAGCGACCUCUUCAUAUCACUCCCAUGCAUUGCACCGCGUCUCGUCUGGCACGACGUCCGACGUUUCUCUCCGUGUGCCGGGUGAAGCUUCUUCAAGAACUUAACUGUGAACGGCUGAACCGAACAGUUCCUGAAGAAGCUGCCCAGCACGUGCAACAAAACGUCGGACAUUGUACCGAACAACAUGCCGUACAAAGCAAAAACACAUCAACAAACACAGUAAAAAGGCACUUAACAUCGCCUUUUGUCUUGACCAGUGCUGUGGCACUGCAACUUGUUGACAAUAAAUUGUGGUACUGGUGCAGCAUGUGAUAGGAAGUUUAAAAAUUAAGUAUCAACUCCACCGUGCAUCAGAAGACCAUCAAAAGCAGACACAUGGUGAACGGUGGUUUAGACGAACGUUCAGUGCGCAGCCUCGCUGCUCAAGGGCGCGCACGGUGUAACUCCGCUCUCGGAUUCUGCAGCUCUUGAAACACAAACCUGGGAAUAGAAAGGCGGCACGCUCGCUCGCUCGCUUGCGCCUUGUUAGAGAGUGCCUUUUUUUUUUAGUUCUGCUGGCGUCGGUCUGUGCGGCUGUUCGAAACCGUUCCACUCCGCUUGGGGUGGGGGGGGGGGCUCCGUGUCGGCUUUUACUAUUCUGUAGUGUGUAAAGAAUAGCCGCUUAAGUAGACGAUCACUGACGGGAAGGUGAAGGGCCGUUAUUAUUCUCUAGAGUCUGCCGCGUGAGUGUACGUCGCGUGAGUGUACGCCGCGUGAGUGAAAGUCACGCGCACACGCUGGGAUUCUCGGGAGAAUAAAGCCGGUGCACUGUUUUAAA